Episyrphus balteatus (marmalade hoverfly) is the source of this 939-nucleotide messenger RNA. RefSeq lists its product as uncharacterized. The coding region runs from base 108 to 896 and encodes 262 amino acids. NCBI's taxonomy places the organism in Eukaryota, Metazoa, Arthropoda, Insecta, Diptera, Syrphidae. The record is from RefSeq and is a predicted model, not a curated record. The transcript is spliced from 3 exons.
ACAUAUAUUAUUGUAAAUUCGUACAAAAAAAAAACUUUGCUUUAAAUUUCAAAUAUUUUUCAAAUAUGAUUUAUUUCAUUUAAAAAUCAAUAAACAAAUAAAAUAAAAUGAGUUAUCGAUCAAAGUCUGAUCAUGAAAAAUAUACAACUGCUUGGGUUAAACAGCAACCUAGCCCAAAACAACCUACUUCACCAAAAGCUAAAUUGAUUGGAAACUCAUCAAACACCAGUGAUUUACACCACAUACCAACGGCUUUAAUGGUAUCACCUAGCGGUGAGCGUGUAACAUGUGCUCUUGAAAAUUUCGAAUCUACUUCUAUGAACUUGAAAGAUACUAAUCCAUUUUCAACUAACUGCAAGAAUACUCCUGAUGAUGAUGAAUCAGAUGUAUCUGGUAAUUACAUAUCAAAAUUUCCAUCUAGAAAUAACAGAUUUCGUGAAAAAAUGUUAAAUCGCCGACGAAUUCAUGCUAAAGAUAAAAGAAAAGUGGCAAAGAUUACUAUAACACAAAAGUGUGUCACUGCUCGUAGGCAACCAAAAUGUGUCUCGGUACAGACUGAUGAAUCAAUGAGUUUAAUAAGCUUUCCAGAAAUGAUGGGAGAUGGUCCAAGACAUAGUCAAAGUUAUAUGGAACUGAUGUCAUCAACUAGAAUGGAUAUCAGUUCAGACAAUACAACACACAAACAUUAUUUAUCGGAAAACCAAAAAAAAUUUUUAUCGUUUCUUCUCAUGAUAAUUUUAAUAUUUUGGCUAACAUCAAUUAUUCUGGAUGUUGAAAUACCAGCUGAGUUUUGUCGAAUAAUCUUAAACUUUAUUGGGUCAUUCAAAUGGCGUCGAGAAAAACCUCAAAGUUUUGUUGAAAAAAUUUUGGAAUAUAUAAAAUAUAAUUUUCAGUAAUGUUUUAAUUUGCGAUUGAAUAAAAAUGUUAAUUGAAGAUUUA